This is a messenger RNA of Cherax quadricarinatus, 3116 nucleotides long. RefSeq names its product homeobox protein Nkx-2.8-like. Lineage: Eukaryota; Metazoa; Arthropoda; Malacostraca; Decapoda; Parastacidae. Gene Ontology annotation, molecular function: DNA-binding transcription factor activity, RNA polymerase II-specific; RNA polymerase II cis-regulatory region sequence-specific DNA binding. Gene Ontology annotation, cellular component: nucleus. Gene Ontology annotation, biological process: cell differentiation; regulation of transcription by RNA polymerase II. The record is from RefSeq and is a predicted model, not a curated record.
AAUAAGAAAAAAAAAGGAGAGAGAAACACUGGCGACUCCACUUCCCCCGGCGGAGGACAACACUGGGGAUCAUGUUCCCCCGGCGGGUUGCUGCCUCCGAGGGUUGGUAUUGGCUGGCGGCGCCGGGAGGCCCCACCUACCGCCUGCCGUGACUCCGCCCAGCUCCUCCCCAUCCGGCGUCCGUGGCCGUCCAUCGCCGACAAAGCCUCGCAGCAGUUUUCUCGCUAGUUUGUUGAGGACUGGCUUAGGUGGACAAGCAAAUAUAAGAGAGCUUUAGUGUUCUUGUUUUUUUUUUUUGUUUUGCUUUUUUACCGAGUGAAUGGCAUCCGUGCCUUACAAAGAGAGUUGCAAUAUCAGUGAGCGGGACAUGAAGCAGCAGGAUGGAUGUGGCAGCGGCCGAGUGACCAGCUUCUCCGUCAGGGACCUCCUUCAGCUGCCUGACAAGCCGGCCAAAGUGGGGUUGCAGACGCUGGUAGUGGAGGGCGGGGACUCCACCACCACAACCAACAAUUCUCUGCCGCAUCUGGACGAUCGCAACCCCGUCCAGGCGGCGGCAGACUCCACAGAGAACACCAGCGUGGCUGAAGAUGAGUUCCAGGUGGAUGAGGACAUGGAGGCCGUGGAUGUCGAGGAUGAACCUGAAGAUGGACGGGAACCCAACGGCCGCAAGAGGAAGAGGAGAAUUCUCUUCACCAAGUCUCAGACCUACGAACUGGAGAGGAGGUUCCGCCAGCAGCGGUACCUGUCGGCGCCGGAGAGGGAGCACCUGGCCUCUCUCAUUAACCUGACGCCCACUCAGGUCAAGAUCUGGUUCCAGAAUCACCGCUACAAGACCAAGAAGUUGUAUCGCGAGAAGGGUCUCCCACCAUCGCUAGACAACCCGUACGUCUCCUCGGCCGGGUCUCUGGGAUCACUUCCGAGCGCCCUGCGGCGCCUGACGGUACCGCUGCUGGUGCGGGAGAGGCUUUCGUCAGUGCAGGGAGUGGGGGGGCGUGCUGAGGGCGUGCCCCACGACACCAGCUCCUUCCUAGACCCCCGGAUACACCCGCCUCUGCACCUCUCUCCUCCCGUGGCAUUCCCGGGGCUCUUCUCUGGGCUCUUCGGCACUUCAGGAGGUCUACGACUGGGGUCGAUGCCCCCAGCUUUAGGGCAGACCUCGCUGCCCCCAGCACUGGCGGCCUCACUCACCUCCUCCCUCCUCCUGCCCUCACAUCCUCUCUUCUCUACGGCCUCCACCCUCUCCAACCCUCUACCUCUCUUCUCCACUCCGCCUGUGACCACCCCGGCCGCCCGCGCCCCCAUCAGGGUCCUCGAGGGCGGCAGUCGGUCAUCGUCAUCGUCCCCGGUGGCGUCCCUGUCGUCACCGCGACCUGCAUCACCGGUCACCACCACCAGCAGCAGCAGCACCGCCAUUGACACCACCGUGGGUUCCUCCCCCGUGGGCGGCGCUCACGCCCCCGCGCGCUGGUGACGCCCACACACGCCCGGCUAGUCCAACAUGUGUUGUGAAUCUUUUGAACUGUGAACACGGCCGCUGACUGUGCAAUGUUCAACUCUCUGAGAAGCGACUCAUUUUACAGUGUGCCUUAAGUGUGUAGCUAGAGUGUGUGUGUGUGUGUGUGUGUGUGUGUGUGUGUGUGUGUGUGUGUGUUUGUGUGUGUACACAGUAUGUGGUGUGUAUGUGUGUCUGUGUAUAGGUAGUACAUGUGUGUUUAGCAAUAAGUAUAUAUGUAUGUGUGGAUGUAGGCAGUAUGUGUAUGAAUGUGUGUACCCAAUGUGUGUAUGUGUGUUUUUAACAGGAGUGAGUGUGUAGCACUGUGUAUGUGUGUGUGUGCAAGUGUGUGUAUCCAAUAUGUGUGUGUGUGUGUGUGUUUAACCGGUUUAUGUGUGUGUGUAUGUGUUAGUGUAGCCAGGGUGUGUGUGUGUAUGUUUACGUUGUGUGUGUGUGUGUGUGUGUGUGUGUGUGUGUGUGUGUGUGUGUGUGUUGAGGGAUGAUCGUGUAGUCAGUAAUAAGUGUAUUUCAGUGACUUGGUCAUUCUCUACAUUUCGUAAAUACGAAGACAGUGUUGAAGUCCAGGCAGUGACCAGAAACUGAGGGCCCCGUGCAGAACUCUGAGGGGCCCCCUACAGAACUCUUAAGGGGUCUCCUGCAGUGUAUGGAGGGAGGUGCUGACCUCUUCAAACACGUGUGGAUUGUCAAAGAGACUAUGCAACCCGUUUAAGCCAGUGGACACUUACGAACUACGGACACUUACGAACUACGGACACUCUUUUAACCUUCUCUCACCCCUGACUGUCUCUCAGGGUCACAGUGGACUGAUACAAGCCCUUAGCAUUCAUAAUAGAAGUUCAGUACACGUAAGUUAAGGGAAGACUGAAGGGCCAAAUAAAGCCUCAGGGCUGCAAGGCCCGCCAUAUUUAGCAGUCUUUGCAGGGGCACAGCACCCACAUCAGGGCUCUGCAAGGUACCCCCCCAGGGGAAAUGGCCCUUGAUUUACCCUUGGAGCGAAAUUACCGUCAGGGGGAUGAACCCCUGCACGUGAGUGCUGCUAAUUAGCGGCACUCCCCGUGCUGCCUCACCCGCACAGUGCCACUCUGACGCUCCAGUGAACUAAAGUCAAAAGCCAUUUCUUGUGUGGGAAAAAAGUGUCACUGCUAAGAACCAGUGUCACUGCUAAAAACCAGUGUCCACUGCUAAAAACCAGUGCCACUGCUAAAAAUCAGUGCCACUGCUAAAAAUCAGUGCCACUGCUAAGAACCAGUGUUACUGCUAAAAACCAGUGCCACUGCUAAAAAUCAGUGCCACUGCUAAGAACCAGUGUUGCUGCUAAAAAAAACAGUGCCAGUGCUAAGAGACCAGUGCCACUAAGAAACAGUGCUAUUGCUAAGAAGUAAUAUGACUGCUAUAAACCAGUGCCGCCGGGAAGAACCACAGAGUGCCACAUAAGUGAGUGAUGCCGCGAGUUGAACAGUUCUCACAGACUGAGCGACUGGAGAGAAGUGUACAUAUACAUACAUAUUUAUACAUAUACAUACAUAUACAUACAUGGAUAUAAAUAUUUAUGGUUGUGUUGUGGUUGGAGAGGCAAGAUGGCGGCGCCUGACACUAGUGUAUA